Molecule: messenger RNA, 16519 nt
Organism: Motacilla alba alba
Lineage: Eukaryota; Metazoa; Chordata; Aves; Passeriformes; Motacillidae
Biological process (GO): negative regulation of transcription by RNA polymerase II
Molecular function (GO): DNA-binding transcription repressor activity, RNA polymerase II-specific
Source: RefSeq, a predicted model, not a curated record
UGGGGCGGGGGUUGGGAUUUGGGGGGAUUUUAUUGGGGUCUUGGCGGGGUUUAUUGGGUGGUUUAUUGAAAUUUGGGAAGUUUUUUUGAAUUUUGGUGGGUUUCACUGGGAUUUUGAGGGAUUCUAUGGGGUUUUUGAGGAAUUUAUUUAGAUUUUUAGGGGAUUUUGGAGGUUUUAGUGGAACUGUGGGGGGGUUUUGGGGUCUGGGGGGGACUUUGGUGUUGUCCCCAGGUAUGGGAAGGGCUGAGAGGCACCAAAAUCUUCUUAAAACCCCCAAAAGUCCCAAUAUAACCCAUGAAAUGUCAAUUAACUCUCACGCUAGAAUCCAAAUAAAAGCCCACGAAAUCUCUUGAAAUCCCAACAACCCCCCCCAAAUCCCAAUUAAACCCACAAAUCCCCCAAAAAUGUCCUUAAAAACCACAAAAAGUCCCACAAAAUCCCCCCAAGACCCAAAGAAAUCUUGACAACAUCCAAAAAACCCCCACAAAAUCCCCCCAAAACUACCAGAAAACCCCCCCAAAAAACCCAAAUCCACAAAAAAUUCCACUAAAUGCCCCCAAAAUUCCAACAAACCCUCCUAAAAAUUCCUGUAAAACCCCCCGAAAUUCCAGAAGGAAACCCCCAAAAGUUUCAAUAAACCCCCAAACAUCCCCAAAAAAACACCCCCCAAGGUGCAAAUAAAACCCCCCAAAAUUCACAAAAGCGCCCAAAAUUCUGCAACUCCCCCAAAAUCCCAUAAUUCUCUCCAAAAACCCCAAUAAUUCCCCCUAAACUCCCAACAAAAUUCUCCAUGAUUUUAGGCCCUUAGGGUGAUUUUAGGAUAAACUGAGCUGUUUUAGGAUAGAUUUUAGAUCCCUUUGGCCGAUUGUAGGUCCAUAUGGGUGAAUCUUAAUCCUGCAUGGGUGAUUUUGGGCCCCUUUUUUGGUGUUUUUGGGCCCAUUUGGCGGAUUUUUGCCUUUUUAGGCCAAACCAAGCCUUUUCAGGGUGAUUUUAGGUCCUCUUGUGUUAGUUUUAGGUCUGUUUGGGUGAUUUUAGGCAAGAUCGGGUGGAUUUUUGGCCUAUUUGGGUGAUUUCAGGAAAAAACAGGUACUUUCGGGAAGGAUUUUAAGCCCAUUUGGGAAAUUUAAGGGUGAUUUCAGGCCAUUUUGUGUGGGUCGCAAACCACUUUGGGCAAUUUUAGGUCCCUUUAGCUGGAUUUUAGACCUCAUUGGGUAACCUGAAUCCCAUUUGGCUGAUUUUAGGCCAAACCUGGUGGAUUUCUGCCGCAUUUGAGGCUCUUUUGGGUGGUUUUUAAGCGAACCAGGCCCUUUUAGGACCGCAGCCCACUUGGCCGCACCCUUUCCCCUCAGAGUUCCCGCUUUUCCUUCAGCCCGCCCCGUUCCCCUCACGGUUCGCGGUUCGGGAAUGGAGUUCCCGCUUUUCCUUCAGCCCGCCCCUUUCCCCUCACAGUUCGUGGUUCGGGAAUGGAGGGAGGAGGAGGAGGAGGGAGGGAGGAAGAGGCGGAGCGGCAGCGGGAAGCAGCAGAGGAAGAGCCGAGGGGAGGAACCGCAGAGCUCCGGCGGUUCCUGAACUCGCCGCAGCCCCGCCGGGAGCAUCGCCCCCCAUCCCGCAGGAUUUCCCAUUCCCAACCCUUGGCGGGAUGGAGAAGGAGGGUGCAAGGAAGAGGAAGAUGCCACAGGACACCGAGGCAGACAAGGAGCAGAGGAUGGAGACCAGAGAGGAAAAAUCCCUGCGGCAGAACCUCGUGGAAGAGACCAUUUUGAGCAGCUCCACAGCACAGGAAUCGGAGGGGAAAGAAAAGCCCUGGAGAUGCCGUGCAAGGAGGAGCUGCAAACGCAGAUUGCGGGGAUCUGAGGAGGAAGGACCCAUCCUGGGUGGGGAAGGCGGCCAGAGAUCAAGCCAGAGCUUAGAGUUGGUGGUCCAUGAGCAGCUUCAUGAUGGAGAGAAGCCCCACAAGUGCUUGGAGUGUGGGAAGAGCUUCAGCCGGAGCUCCAGUGUGAUCCGUCACCAGAGGACCCACACAGGGGAACGGCCCUAUGAGUGUGGAGUAUGUGGGAAGAGCUUCAGAGUCAGCUCCAGCCUGAUCCGCCACCAGAUUAUCCACACUGGAGAACAACCCUACGAGUGUGGGGAAUGUGGGAAGAGGUUUCAGCUCAGCUCCACCCUCAUCCGUCACCAGGUGAUCCACACUGGGGAGAGGCCCUACGAGUGCGAUAAAUGCAGGAAGAGGUUUCAGCUCAGCUCCAGUCUCCUUGUGCACCAGCGCACACACACAGAGGAGAAGCCCUUCCGCUGUCCCAACUGCGGGAAGGGCUUCAGGCAAAACUCCCAUCUUGUCAGGCACCAGCGCAUCCACACUGGGGAGAGGCCCCAUGAGUGUGAGGAAUGUGGGAUGAGCUUCAGCCGCAGCUCCCACCUGACCCGCCACCAGAGGACCCACACGGGGGAGCGGCCCUACAAGUGUGGAGAAUGUGGGAAGAGCUUCAGUCAGAGCACCAACCUGAUCCAGCACCAGAACAUUCACACUGGGGAAAGGCCGUACAAGUGUGGGGAAUGUGGGAAGGGCUUCAGCCAGCAUUCCACCCUGAUCCAGCACCAGAACAUCCACACUGGGGAGAGGCCCUAUAAGUGUUCAGAGUGCGGUAAGGCGUUUCGGAUCAGCUCCCAGCUCCUCGUGCACUAUCGGAUUCACACAGAGGAGAGGCCCUUCCGCUGUCCCGAUUGCGGGAAGGGAUUCAUGUACAACUCCACCCUCAUCAACCACCAAAAGAUUCACACAAAGGAGAAGCCCUUCGGCUGCCCCGACUGUGGGAAGGGCUACAAGCACAUUUCCACCCUGAUCACCCACCGGCGCAUCCACACCGGGGAGAGGCCCCAUGUUCGUCCACAGUGUGGGAAGAGCUUCUCACAGGGCUCAACCUUGACCGAGCACCAACGGACCCAUAGUGGACAGAAGCCCUACAAGUGCUUGGAGUGUGGGAAGAGCUUCAGGCAGAGCAACACCCUGAUCCGCCACCAGAUGAUCCACACGGGGGAAUGGCCCUACAAGUGUAGGGAAUGUGGGAAGGGUUUCCGGUGCGCCUCUGAGCUCAUUACCCACCAACGCAUCCACACCGGGGAGAAGCCCUACAAGUGUCCCGAGUGUCUAAAAAGGUUUCACACCACCUCCACUCUCCUCAAGCACCAGCGGAUUCACACAGAGGAGAGGCCCUUCCGCUGCCCCGACUGCAGGAAGGGCUUUAAGGAAAACUCCACACUUGUCGCCCACCGGCGCAUCCACACUGGGGAGAGGCCCUACGAGUGUCCCCAGUGCGGCCGGAGAUGGAGCCAGAGCUCGGAGCUGGUGCUCCAUGAGCAGCCCCAUGAUGGGGAGAAGCCCCACACGUGCGUGGAGUGUGGGAAGAGCUUCAGGUGGAAUUCCGAGCUGAUCCUGCACCAGAGGAUCCACACUGGGGAGAGGCCCUACGAGUGUGAUCAGUGCAGGAAGAGGUUUCCCACCAGCUCUGGUCUAGUCAGGCACCAGCGCACGCACACAGAGGAGAGGCCCUUCCGCUGCCCCGACUGCGGGCAGGGCUUCAGGCACAACGCCCAUCUUGUCGUGCACCGGCGCAUCCACACUGGGGAGAGGCCCCACGAGUGUGAGGAGUGUGGGAAGAGCUUCAGCCAGAGCUCCACCCUGAUCCUGCACCAGAGGACCCACACUGGGGAACAGCCCUAUAAGUGUGGGGAAUGUGGGAAGAGCUUCAGCCAGUGUUCUACCCUGAUCCAGCAUCAGAGGACCCACACUGGGGAGAGGCCCUACGAGUGUGAUCAGUGCAGGAAGAGGUUUCGGAUCAGCUCCCAUCUCUUCCAGCACUAUCGCAUUCACUCAGAGGAGAGGCCCUUCUGCUGCCCCGACUGCGGGAAGGGAUUCAGGCGCAACUGCAACCUCAUCAGGCACCGGCGCAUCCACACCGGGGAGAGGCCCUACGAGUGUCCCCAGUGCGGCCGGAGAUGGAGCCAGAGCUCGGAGCUGGUGCUCCAUGAGCAGCCCCAUGAUGGGGAGAAGCCUCACACAUGCGUGGAGUGUGGGAAGAGCUUCAGGUGGAGCUCUGAGCUGAUCAGGCACCAGAGGACCCACACUGGGGAGAGGCCCUAUGAGUGUGAUCAGUGCAGGAAGAGGUUUCAGACCAGCUCCAAUCUCCUCCUGCACCAGCGCACGCACACAGAGGAGAGGCCCUUCCGCUGCCCCGACUGCGGGCAGGGCUUCAGGCACAACUCCCAUCUUGUCGUGCACCGGCGCAUCCACACUGGGGAGAGGCCCCACGAGUGUGGGGAGUGUGGGAAGAGCUUUAGCCAGAGCUCCAACCUGAUCCGCCACCAGAGGACCCACACUGGGAAAGGGCCCUUCGAGUGUGGGGAGUGUGGGAAGAGCUUCAGGCAGCAUUCCAACCUGAUUGUCCACCAGAGGAUCCACACUGGGGAGAGGCCCUACGAGUGUGAUCGAUGCAGGAAGAGGUUUCGGAUCAGCUCCCAUCUCCUCCUGCACUAUCGGAUUCACUCAGAGGAGAGGCCCUUCUGCUGCCCUGACUGCGGGAAGGGAUUUAAGCAGAACUCCCACCUCAUCAGGCACCGGCACAUCCACACUGGGGAGAGGCCCUACGAGUGUCCCCAGUGUGGGAAGAGCUUCUCACAGCGCUCUCACUUGACCCAACACCAACGGAGGCACCGUGGGGACAUGCCAGGGCAUUGUACCCAGUGCGGCCGGAGAUGGAGCCAGAGCUCGGAGCUGGUGCUCCAUGAGCAGCCCCAUGAUGGGGAGAAGCCCCACACGUGCGUGGAGUGUGGGAAGAGCUUCAGGUGGAACUCCGAGCUGAUCCUGCACCAGAGGAUCCACACUGGGGAGAGGCCCUACGAGUGUGAUCAGUGCAGGAAGAGGUUUCCCACCAGCUCUGGUCUAGUCAGGCACCAGCGCACGCACACAGAGGAGAGGCCCUUCCGCUGCCCUGACUGCGGGCAGGGCUUCAGGCACAACGCCCAUCUUGUCGUGCACCGGCGCAUCCACACUGGAGAGAGGCCCCACGAGUGUGAGGAGUGUGGGAAGAGCUUCAGCCAGAGCUCCACCCUGAUCCUGCACCAGAGGACCCACACUGGGGAACAGCCCUAUAAGUGUGGGGAAUGUGGGAAGAGCUUCAGCCAGUGUUCUACCCUGAUCCAGCAUCAGAGGACCUACACUGGGGAGAGGCCCUACGAGUGUGAUCAGUGCAGGAAGAGGUUUCGGAUCAGCUCCCAUCUCUUCCAGCACUAUCGCAUUCACUCAGAGGAGAGGCCCUUCUGCUGCCCCGACUGCGGGAAGGGAUUCAGGCGCAACUGCAACCUCAUCAGGCACCGGCGCAUCCACACCGGGGAGAGGCCCUACGAGUGUCCCCAGUGUGGGAAGAGCUUCUCCAGGAGCUCUCACUUGACCCGACACCAACAGAGGCACCGGUAGGGGAAGCCCUGCGAGUGCCCCGAGUGCGGGAAGAGCUUCGUGCGCUGCUCCAGCUCCAUCCCCCACUGGAGGAGCCACGCUGGGCACAGGCCCAGCUGUUCCCAGUGCGGCCGGAGAUGGAGCCAGAGCUCGGAGCUGGUGCUCCAUGAGCAGCUCCAUGAUGGGGAGAAGCCCCACACGUGCGUGGAGUGUGGGAAGAGCUUCAGGUGGAACUCCGAGCUGAUCAGGCACCAGAGGAUCCACACUGGGGAACAGCCCUACGAGUGUGAUCAGUGCAGGAAGAGGUUUCAGACCAGCUCUGAUCUCCUCGUGCACCAGCGCACGCACACAGAGGAGAGGCCCUUCCGCUGCCCCGACUGCGGGCAGGGCUUCAGGCACAACUCCAGUCUUGUCCUGCACCGGCGCAUCCACACUGGGGAGAGGCCCCACGAGUGUGAGGAGUGUGGGAAGAGCUUCAGCCGGAGCUCCAGCCUGAUCCAGCACCGGAACAUCCACACUGGAGAACGGCCUUACAAGUGUGGGGAAGUCUUACAGGAGUGUGCGAAGAGCUUCAGCCAGCAAUCCGCCCUGAUUGUCCACCAAAAGAUCCACACUGGGGAGAGGCCCUACGAGUGUGAUCAAUGCAGGAAGAGGUUUCGGAUCAGCUCCCAUCUCCUCCGGCACUAUCGGAUUCACUCAGAGGAGAGGCCCUUCUGCUGCCCCGACUGUGGGAAGGGAUUCAGGCACAAAUGCAACCUCAUCACCCACCAGCGCAUCCACACUGGGGAGAGGCCCUACGAGUGUCCCCAGUGUGGGAAGAGCUUCACCAGCAGCUCUAACUUGACCCAACACCAACGGAGGCACCGAUGGCGGCGAUCUGAGGGGGAAAGACCCAGCCUGGGCCGGGAAGGCGGCCGGAGAUGGAGCCAGAGCUCGGAGCUGGUGCUCCAUGAGCAGCUCCAUGAUGGGGAGAAGCCCCACACGUGCCGGGAGUGUGGGAAGAGCUUCAGGUGGAACUCCGAGCUGAUCAGGCACCAGAGGACCCACACUGGGGAGAGGCCCUACGAGUGUGAUCAGUGCAGGAAGAGGUUUAAGACCAGCUCUGUUCUCCUCGUGCACCAGCGCACACACACAGAGGAGAGGCCCUUCCGCUGCCCCGACUGCGGGCAGGGCUUCAGCCAGAACUCCAAUCUUGUCGUGCACCGGCGCAUCCACACUGGGGAGAGGCCCCACGAGUGUGAGGAGUGUGGGAAGAGCUUCAGGUACAGCUCCACCCUGAUCCGCCACCAGAGGACCCACACUGGGAAACGGCCCCACGAGUGUGGGGAGUGUGGGAAGAGCUUCAGCCAGCGCUCCCACCUGAUUGUCCACCAAAAGAUCCACACUGGGGAGAGGCCCUACGAGUGUGAUCAAUGCAGGAAGAGGUUUCCCACCAGCUCUGGUCUUGUCAGGCACCAGCGCACGCACACAGAGGAGAGGCCCUUCCGCUGCCCCGACUGCGGGCAGGGCUUCAGGCAAAAUGCCCAUCUUGUCGUGCACCGGCGCAUCCACACUGGGGAGAGGCCCCAUGAGUGUGGGGAGUGUGGGAAGAGCUUCAGCCGGAGCUCCAGCCUGAUCCAGCACCAGUGGACCCACACUGGGAAACGGCCCUACAAGUGUGGGGAGUGUGGGAAGAGCUUCAGGCAGCAUUCCAACCUGAUUGUCCACCAGACGAUCCACACUGGGGAGAGGCCCUACGAGUGUGAUCAGUGCAGGAAGAGGUUUCGGAUCAGCUCCCAUCUCCUCCGGCACUAUCAGAGUCACUCAGAGGAGAGGCCCUUCUGCUGCCCCGACUGCGGGAAGGGAUUCAAGGACAACUCCACCCUCAUCACCCACCGGCGCAUCCACAGAGAGAGGCCCUACGAGUGUCCCCAGUGUGGGAAGAGCUUCUCCAGCAGCUCUCACUUGACCUGACACAAACGGAGGCACCGGUAAGGGAGGCCCUGCGAGUGCCCCGAGUGCGGGAAGAGCUUCGUGCGCUGCUCCAGCUCCAUCCCCCACUGGAGGAGCUACGCUGGGCACAGCCCUGCAGAGGGCAAGAAAUGCGGCCGGAGAUGGAGCCAGAGCUCGGAGCUGGUGCUCCCUGAGCAGCUCCAUGAUGGGGAGAAGCCCCACAUGUGCGUGGAGUGUGGGAAGAGCUUCAGGUGGAGCUCUGAGCUGAUCAGGCACCAGAGGACCCACACUGGGGAGAGACCCUACGAGUGUGGGGAGUGUGGGAAGAGCUUCAGCUGCAGCUCCGAGCUGAUCAGGCACCAGAGGACCCACACUGGGGAGAGACCCUACGAGUGUGGGGAGUGUGGGAAGAGCUUCAGCUGCAGCUCCGACCUGAUCAGGCACCAGAGGACCCACACUGGGGAGAGACCCUACAAGUGUGGGGAGUGUGGGAAGAGCUUCAGCCAGAGCUGUAACCUGAUUGUCCACCAAAAGAUCCACACUGGGGAGAGGCCCUACGAGUGUGAUCAGUGCAGGAAGAGGUUUCAGAUCAGCUCCCAUCUCCUCCGGCACUAUCAGAGUCACACAGAGGAGAGGCCCUUCUGCUGCCCCGACUGCGGGAAGGGAUUCAAGGACAACUCCACCCUCAUCACCCACCGGCGCAUCCACACUGGGGAGAGGCCCUACGAGUGUCCCCAGUGUGGAAAGGGCUUCUCAUUUCGCUCUACCUUGACCCGACACCAACGGAGGCACCGGUAAGGGAAGCCCUGCGAGUGCCCCGAGUGCGGGAAGAGCUUCAGAUGGAGCCAGAGCUCGGAGCUGGUGCGCCCUGAGCAGCUCCAUGAUGGGGAGAAGCCCCACACGUGCUUGGAGUGUGGGAAGAGCUUCAGGUGGAACUCUGAGCUGAUCAGGCACCAGAGGACCCACACUGGGGAGAGACCCUACGAGUGUGGGGAGUGUGGGAAGAGCUUCAGCCAUAGCUCCAACCUGAUCAGGCACCAGAGUACACACACUGGGGAAUGGCCCUACGAGUGUGAUCAGUGCAGGAAGAGGUUUAAGACCAGCUCUCAUCUCCUCGUGCACCAGCGCACGCACACAGAGGAGAGGCCCUUCCGCUCCCACUGCGGGCAGGGCUUCAGGCACAACUGCAAUCUUGUCCUGCACCGGCGCAUCCACACUGGGGAGAGGCCCCACGAGUGUGAGGAGUGUGGGAAGAGCUUCAGGCAGAGCUCCCACCUGAUCCAGCACCAGAGGACCCACACUGGGAAACGGCCCUACAAGUGUAGGGAAUGUGGGAAGAGCUUCAGCCGGUGUUCUACCCUGAACGUCCACCAAAAGAUCCACACCGAGGAGAGGCCCUACGAGUGUGAUCGAUGCAGGAAGAGGUUUCAGAUCAGCUCCCAUCUCCUCCGGCACUAUCGGAUUCACUCAGAGGAGAGGCCCUUCUGCUGCCCCGACUGCGGGAAGGGAUUCAGGCGCAACUCCACCCUCGUCACCCACCGGCGCAUCCACACCGGGGAGAGGCCCUACGAGUGUCCCCAGUGUGGGAAGAGCUUCUCCAGGAGCUCUGCCUUGACCCGACACCAACGGAGGCACCGAUGGCGGCGAUCUGAGGGGGAAAGACCCAGCCUGGGCCGGGAAGGCGGCCGAAGAUGGAGCCAGAGCUCGGAGCUGGUGCUCCAUGAGCAGCCCCAUGAUGGGGAGAAGCCCCACACGUGCGUGGAGUGUGGGAAGAGCUUCAGGUGGAGCUCUGAGCUGAUCAAGCACCAGAGGAUCCACACUGGGGAGAGGCCCUACGAGUGUGAUCAGUGCAGGAAGAGGUUUUCCACCAGCUCCAAUCUCCUCGUGCACCAGCGCACGCACACAGAGGAGAGGCCCUUCCGCUGCCCCGACUGCGGGCAGGGCUUCAGGCACAACUCCAGUCUUUUCAGGCACCGGCGCAUCCACACUGGGGAGAGGCCCCACGAGUGUGAGGAGUGUGGGAAGAGCUUCAGGCACAGCUCCAGCCUGAUUCAGCACCAGAGGACCCACACUGGAGAACGGCCCUACAAGUGUAGGGAAUGUGGGAAGAGCUUCAGCCAGCAAUCCAACCUGAUUGUCCACCAGACGAUCCACACUGGGGAGAGGCCCUACGAGUGUGAUCAGUGCAGGAAGAGGUUUCGGAUCAGCUCCCAUCUCCUCCUGCACUAUCAGAGUCACACAGAGGAGAGGCCCUUCUGCUGCCCCGACUGCGGGAAGGGAUUCAAGGACAACUCCACCCUCAUCAGGCACCGGCGCAUCCACACCGGGGAGAGGCCCUACGAGUGUCCCCAGUGUGGGAAGAGCUUCUCCAGGAGCUCUACCUUGAGCCAACACCAACGGAGGCACCGGUAAGGGAAGCCCUGCGAGUGCCCCGAGUGCGGGAAGAGCUUCGUAUGGAGCCAGAGCUCGGAGCUGGUGCUCCAUGAGCAGCUCCAUGAUGGGGAGAAGCCCCACACGUGCGUGGAGUGUGGGAAGAGCUUCAGGUGGAACUGCCAUCUGAUCCAGCACCAGAGGAGCCACACUGGGGAACGGCCCUACGAGUGUGGGGAGUGUGGGAAGAGCUUCAUCUGGAGCUCCAACCUGAUCAAGCACCAGAGGAUCCACACUGGGGAGAAGCCCUAUGAGUGUUGGGAGUGUGGGAAGAGCUUCAUCUGGAUCUCCAACCUGAUCAAGCACCAGAGGAUCCACACUGGGGAGAAGCCCUAUGAGUGUUGGGAGUGUGGGAAGAGCUUCAUCUGGAGCUCCAACCUGAUCAGGCACCAGGGGAUCCACACUGGGGAGAGGCCCUAUGAGUGUGAUCAGUGCAGGAAGAGGUUUCCCACCAGCUCCAGUCUCCUCGUGCACCAGCGCACGCACACAGAGGAGAGGCCCUUCCGCUGCCCCGACUGCGGGAAGGGAUUCAGGCACAACUCCACCCUCAUCAGGCACCAGCGCAUCCACACUGGGGAGAGGCCCUACGAGUGUGAUCAGUGCAGGAAGAGCUUCUCCAGGAGCUCUCACUUGACGAGGCACCAGUAAGGGAAGCCCUAUGAGUGCCCCGAGUGUGGGAAGAGCUUCGUCCAGAGCUCGGAGCUGGUGCUCCCUGAGCAGCCCCAUGAUGGGGAGAAGCCCCACAUGUGUGUGGAGUGUGGGAAGAGCUUCAGGUGGAACUCCCAUCUGAUCAGGCACCAGAGGAGCCACACUGGGGAGAGGCCCUAUGAGUGUGAUCAGUGCAGGAAGAGGUUUCAGACCAGCUCCAGUCUCCUCGUGCACCAGCGCACGCACACAGAGGAGAGGCCCUUCCGCUGCCCCGACUGCGGGCAGGGCUUCAGGCAAAACGCUGAUCUUGUCGUGCACCGGCGCAUCCACACUGGGGAGAGGCCCCACGAGUGUGAGGAGUGUGGGAAGAGCUUCAGGCAGAGCUCCACCCUGAUCCAGCACCAGAGGACCCACACUGGAGAACGGCCUUACAAGUGCGGGGAGUGUGGGAAGAGCUUCAGCCAGCAAUCCACCCUGAUUGUCCACCAAAAGUUCCACACUGGGGAGAGGCCCUACGAGUGUGAUCAAUGCAGGAAGAGGUUUCGGAUCAGCUCCCAUCUCCUCCGGCACUAUCAGAGUCACAUACAGGAUAGGCCCUUCUGCUGCCCCCACUGCGGGAAGGGAUUCAGGCGCAACUGCAACCUCAUCAGGCACCGGCGCAUCCAUACUGGGUAGAGGCCCUACGAGUGUCCCCAGUGUGGGAAGAGCUUCUCCAGGAGCUCUCACUUGACCCGACACCAACGGAGGCACCGGAUCCACACUGGGGAGAGGCCCUAUGAGUGUGAUCAGUGCAGGAAGAGGUUUAAGACCAGCUCUGGUCUUGUCAGGCACCAGCGCACGCACACAGAGGAGAGGCCCUUCCGCUGCCCCGACUGCGGGCAGGGCUUCAGGCAAAACGCCCAUCUUGUCCUGCACCGGCGCAUCCACACUGGGGAGAGGCCCCAUGAGUGUGAGGAGUGUGGGAAGAGCUUCAGCCAGAGCUCCAGCCUGAUCCACCACCAGAGGACUCACACUGGGGAACAGCCCUAUAAGUGUAGGGAAUGUGGGAAGAGCUUCAGCCGGUAUUCUAACCUGAUCCAGCAUCAGAAGAUCCACACUGAGGAGAGGCCCUACGAGUGUGAUCAGUGCAGGAAGAGGUUUCGGAUCAGCUCCCAUCUCCUCCGGCACUAUCAGAGUCACACAGAGGAGAGGCCCUUCCGCUGCCCCGGCUGCGGGAAGGGAUUCAGGCGCAACUGCAACCUCAUCACCCACCGGCGCAUCCACACCGGGGAGAGGCCCUACGAGUGUCCCCAGUGCGGCCGGAGAUGGAGCCAGAGCUCGGAGCUGGUGCCCCAUGAGCAGCUCCAUGAUGGGGAGAAGCCCCACACGUGCGUGGAGUGUGGGAAGAGCUUCAGGUGGAACUCCCAUCUGAUCCUGCACCAGAGGAGCCACACUGGGGAACGGCCCUAUGAGUGUGAUCAGUGCAGGAAGAGGUUUAAGACCAGCUCUGAUCUCCUGGUGCACCAGCGCACGCACACAGAGGAGAGGCCCUUCCGCUGCCCCGACUGCGGGCAGGGCUUCAGGCACAACGCCCAUCUUGUCAGGCACCAGCGCAUCCACACUGGGGAGAGGCCCCACGAGUGUGGGGAGUGUGGGAAGAGCUUCAGCCAGAGCUCCCACCUGAUCCGCCACCAGAGGAUCCACACUGGGAAACAGCCCUAUAAUUGUAGGGAAUGUGGGAAGAGCUUCAGCCAGUGUUCUACCCUGAUCCGGCAUCAGAGGACCCACACUGGGGAGAGGCCCUAUGAGUGUGAUCAGUGCAGGAAGAGGUUUCAGAUCAGCUCCCAUCUCCUCCGGCACUAUCAGAGUCACACAGAGGAGAGGCCCUUCUGCUGCCCCGACUGCGGGAAGGGAUUCAGGCAGAACUCCACCCUCAUCAGGCACCGGCGCAUCCACACUGGGGAGAGGCCCUAUGAGUGUCCCCAGUGUGGGAAGAGCUUCUCACAGCGCUCCCACUUGACCCAACACCAACGGAGGCACCGGUAAGGGGAGCCCUGCGAGUGCCCCGAGUGCGGGAAGAGCUUCGUCCAGAGCUCGGAGCUGGUGCUCCAUGAGCAGCCCCAUGAUGGGGAGAAGCCCCACACGUGCUGGGAGUGUGGGAAGAGCUUCAGGUGGAACUCCGAGCUGAUCCUGCACCAGAGGAUCCACACUGGGGAGAGGCCCUACGAGUGUGAUCAGUGCAGGAAGAGGUUUCCCACCAGCUCUGGUCUAGUCAGGCACCAGCGCACGCACACAGAGGAGAGGCCCUUCCGCUGCCCCGACUGCGGGCAGGGCUUCAGGCACAACGCCCAUCUUGUCGUGCACCGGCGCAUCCACACUGGGGAGAGGCCCCACGAGUGUGAGGAGUGUGGGAAGAGCUUCAGCCAGAGCUCCACCCUGAUCCUGCACCAGAGGACCCACACUGGGGAACAGCCCUAUAAGUGUGGCGAAUGUGGGAAGAGCUUCAGCCAGUGUUCUACCCUGAUCCAGCAUCAGAGGACCCACACUGGGGAGAGGCCCUACGAGUGUGAUCAGUGCAGGAAGAGGUUUCGGAUCAGCUCCCAUCUCUUCCAGCACUAUCGCAUUCACUCAGAGGAGAGGCCCUUCUGCUGCCCCGACUGCGGGAAGGGAUUCAGGCGCAACUGCAACCUCAUCAGGCACCGGCGCAUCCACACCGGGGAGAGGCCCUACGAGUGUCCCCAGUGUGGGAAGAGCUUCUCCAGGAGCUCUCACUUGACCCGACACCAACAGAGGCACCGGUAGGGGAAGCCCUGCGAGUGCCCCGAGUGCGGGAAGAGCUUCGUCCAGAGCUCGGAGCUGGUGCUCCAUGAGCAGCCCCAUGCUGGGGAGAAGCCCCACACGUGCGUGGAGUGUGGGAAGCGCUUCAGGUGGAACUCCCAUCUGAUCCUGCACCAGAGGAUCCACACUGGGGAGAGGCCCUACGAGUGUGAUCAGUGCAGGAAGAGGUUUAAUACCAGCUCCAAUCUCCUCGUGCACCAGCGCACGCACACAGAGGAGAGGCCCUUCCGCUGCCCCGACUGCGGGCAGGGCUUCAGCCAGAACUCCAGUCUUGUCGUGCACCGGCGCAUCCACACUGGGGAGAGGCCCCACAAGUGUGAGGAGUGUGGGAAGAGCUUCAGCCAGAGCUCCAACCUGAUCCGCCACCAGAGGACCCACACUGGGAAACAGCCCCACGCGUGUGGGGAGUGUGGGAAGAGCUUCAGACACCACUCCAACCUGGUUGUCCACCAAAAGAUCCACACUGGGGAGAGGCCCUACGAGUGUGAUCAAUGCAGGAAGAGGUUUCGGAUCAGCUCUGGUCUCGUCAGGCACCAGCGCACGCACACAGAGGAGAGGCCCUUCCGCUGCCCUGACUGCGGGCAGGGCUUCAGGCAAAACGCCCAUCUUGUCGUGCACCGGCGCAUCCACACUGGGGAGAGGCCCCACGAGUGUGAGGAGUGUGGGAAGAGCUUCAGCCAGAGCUCCAGCCUGAUCCUACACCAGAGGACCCACACUGGGGAACAGCCCUACAAGUGUAGGGAAUGUGGGAAGAGCUUCAGCCAGUGUUCUACCCUGAUCCAGCAUCAGAGGACCCACACUGGGGAGAGGCCCUACGAGUGUGAUCAAUGCAGGAAGAGGUUUCGGAUCAGCUCCCAUCUCCUCCGGCACUAUCAGAUUCACACACAGGAGAGGCCCUUCUGCUGCCCCAACUGCGGGAAGGGAUUCAAGGACAACUCCACCCUCGUCACCCACCGGCGCAUCCACAGUGGGGAGAGGCCCUACGAGUGUCCCCAGUGUGGGAAUAACUUCUCCAGCAGCUCUACCUUGACCCGACACCAACGGAUCCAUGAUGGGGAGAAGCCCCACACGUGUGUGGAGUGUGGGAAGAGCUUCAGGUGGAACUCUGAGCUGAUCCUGCACCAGAGGAGCCACACUGGGGAGAGGCCCUACGAGUGUGAUCAGUGCGGAAGGUUUAAGACCAGCUCCAAUCUCCUCAAGCACCAGCGCACGCACACAGAGGAGAGGCCCUUCCGCUGCCCCGACUGCGGGCAGGGCUUCAGGCACAACUCCAGUCUUGUCCUGCACCGGCGCAUCCACACUGGCGAGAGGCCCCAUGAGUGUGAGGAGUGUGGGAAGAGCUUCAGGCACAGCUCCAGCGUGAUCCGCCACCAGAGGACCCACACUGGAGAACGGCCCUACAAGUGUGGGGAGUGUGGGAAGAGCUUCAGCCAGUCUACUACCCUGAUCCAGCACCAGAAGAUCCACACUGGGGAGAGGCCCUACGAGUGUGAUCAAUGCAGGAAGAGGUUUCGGAUCAGCUCCCAUCUCCUCCAGCACUAUUGGAUUCACUCAGAGGAGAGGCCCUUCUGCUGCCCCGACUGCGGGAAGGGAUUCAGGCGCAACUGCAACCUCAUCACCCACCGGCGCAUCCACACCGGGGAGAGGCCCUACGAGUGUCCCCAGUGUGGGAAGAGCUUCUCACAGCGCUCUCACUUGACCCAACACCAACGGAUCCAUGAUGGGGAGAAGCCCCACACGUGCGUGGAGUGUGGGAAGAGCUUCAGGUGGAGCUCUGAGCUGAUCAGGCACCAGAGGACCCACACUGGAGAGAGGCCCUACGAGUGUGAUCAGUGCAGGAAGAGGUUUCCCACCAGCUCCAGACUCCUCGUGCACCAGCGCACGCACACAGAGGAGAGGCCCUUCCGCUGCCCCGACUGCGGGCAGGGCUUCAGGCAGAACGCCCAUCUUGUCCUGCACCGGCGCAUCCACACUGGGGAGAGGCCCCACGAGUGUGAGGAGUGUGGGAAGAGCUUCAGCCAGAGCUACAACCUGAUCCAGCACCGGAACAUCCACACUGGAGAACGGCCUUACAAGUGUGGGGAGUGUGGGAAGAGCUUCAGCCAGCAAUCCGCCCUGAUUGUCCACCAGACGAUCCACACUGGGGAGAGGCCCUACGAGUGUGAUCAGUGCAGGAAGAGGUUUCGGAUCAGCUCCCAUCUCCUCCUGCACUAUCAGAGUCACACAGAGGAGAGGCCCUUAUGGUGCCCCGACUGCGGGAAGGGAUUCAGGCACAACUCCCACCUCAUCAGGCACCGGCGCAUCCACACCGGGGAGAGGCCCUACGAGUGUAAACCAUGUGGGAAGAGCUUCAGGCGGAACUCCGAGCUGAUCAGGCACCAGAGGACCCACACUGGGGAACGGCCCUACGAGUGUGAUCAGUGCAGGAAGAGGUUUAAGACCAGCUCUGGUCUUGUCAGGCACCAGCGCACGCACACAGAGGAGAGGCCCUUCCGCUGCCCCGACUGCGGGCAGGGCUUCAGGGACAACGCUGAUCUUGUCGUGCACCGGCGCAUCCACACUGGGGAGAGGCCCCACGAGUGUGGGGAGUGUGGGAAGAGCUUCAGCCAGAGCUCCACCCUGAUCCAGCACCAGAGGAUCCACACUGGAGAACGGCCUUACAAGUGUGGGGAGUGUGGGAAGAGCUUCAGCCAGCAUUCCAACCUGAUUGUCCACCAAAAGAUCCACACUGGGGAGAGGCCCUACGAGCCCUUCUGCUGCCCCGACUGCGGGAAGGGAUUCAGGCGCAACUCCACCCUCAUCAGGCACCGGCGUAUCCACACUGGGGAGAGGCCCUACGAGUGUCCCCAGUGUGGGAAGAGCUUCUCACAACACUCUGCCUUGACCCGACACCAACGGAGGCACCGGUAAGGGAAGCCCUGCGAGUGCCCCGAGUGCGGGAAGAGCUUCGUGCGCUGCUCCAGCUCCAUCCCCCGCUGGAGGAGCCACGCUGGGCACAGCCCUGGUGACCCACAUUCCCUGUGAUCCAUGCUGGGAACACACCUGCCUGCUUCUCCUCUUGGUUUGGCCUUGAUAUCUUUCUCUUCUCCAUCUCUUUGCCCUCCAAAAGCCAAGCGGGAUGGAUCUGUCACCUCAAAACCACUCAAAUCCCUCUGAAAACAACUGAAUUUUAACCCAUGAAGGCUCAGUCCCACCUCAAGUUGCUUCUUCCCUCCUCAAAAAACCUCAAUCCCACACCAAACU